Bemisia tabaci is the source of this 1846-nucleotide messenger RNA. RefSeq names its product regulatory particle non-ATPase 5 (gene Rpn5). Lineage: Eukaryota; Metazoa; Arthropoda; Insecta; Hemiptera; Aleyrodidae. Gene Ontology annotation, cellular component: cytoplasm; proteasome regulatory particle, lid subcomplex. The record is from RefSeq and is a predicted model, not a curated record.
CAUUCAACCAGCAGGGAAUAGUGUUGAACAUAAAACACACUUUCCUUCUGAAAGCUGAGUCAUGCAAAGUUCUGCCUCCUUCAUUGUUAGGUUAGGGAUUGAUAAGUUAAGUUACUAGGCAUUGUGCUACAAACGAAUACUUUCAGUAUCUCUUGUCUUGGAAAGAGGUUCACCAAUUUGCUUAAUCUUUUUGAAUUAGUGGCUUUUUCUUCAACUCCUACUUUUUGGCCUUGUCAAACAGGCUCUGAAAGAUGGCAGCCAAAGUCAAUGGAACAGCAGAGGACAAAGUUGUCAAGAUGGAGGUGGACUACAUAAGCUCAUUCGAUGAAAAGUUAGAGGCAGCAAAGAAAACAGCAGCUGAAGGAAAUUUGUAUGAGGCUCUAGAGUCACUUUUAUCCCUGGAGAAACAAACACGAACUAAUGUUGACCUGACAUCAACAUCGCGCGUUCUUGUUACAGUAGUUGAGAUCUGUUACAAUGCUAAGAAUUGGAAUGCUCUCAACGAACACAUAAUUUUGCUGUCAAAGCGAAGAAGUCAGAUCAAAGAAGCUGUCACCAAGAUGGUGCAAGAGUGUUGCAAGUAUGUCGAUAAGACCCCAUCAAAGGAAAUCAAGACGAAACUUAUCGACACGCUCCGUUCCGUCACAGAAGGAAAGAUCUAUGUAGAAGUUGAGCGGGCAAGGCUAACACAUAUCUUGGCAAAAAUGAAAGAGGAUGAUGGUGACAUACAGGGAGCAGCUACAAUUAUCCAAGAACUCCAAGUGGAAACAUAUGGGUCCAUGGAAAAGAAAGAAAAGGUUGAAUUAAUUUUGGAGCAAAUGAGGCUAUGCUUAGCCAAAAGAGACUACAUUCGCACACAAAUCAUUUCCAAGAAAAUAAACACUAAAUUUUUCGAAGAUGAAUCAACCUCAGAGCUUAAACUAAAGUAUUACAGAAUCAUGAUUCAGUUGGAGAGGCAUGAAGGCUCAUAUUUAAACACGUGCAAACAUUACCGUGCUAUUUUAAAUACAAAAUGCAUCCAAGACAAUGCAGAAGAAAGUCAAGCAACCCUUCAAAACGUUGUUCUUUAUCUCAUCCUAGCGCCGUACAGCAAUGAACAAGCUGAUCUCACCCAUCGUGUCAUGGAAGAAAAGAUUUUGGAUCAAAUUCCAUUACACAAAGAAUUACUGAGAUUAUUUAUGACAGCAGAAGUGAUACAGUGGUCAAGCCUUUGUGAAAAAUACGAAAAAGAGCUGAAGAAUGGAUCGGCUAAAUCCAAACCGACCUCGGUCUUUGAUUCGAGUGAAGAGGGUCAAAAGCGUUGGAAGGACCUUAAAAUUCGUGUAGCAGAACAUAACAUAAGAAUUAUGGCAAAAUACUACACAAGAAUUACGUUGAAAAGAAUGUCAGAGCUUCUGGAUCUCUCUAUCGAGGAAACAGAGGAGUUCCUGAGCAACAUGGUGACCAACAAAACUGUGUCCGCCAAAACAGACCGGCCGGCUGGAAUUGUUAAUUUUGCAUCAAUGAAAGAUCCAACAGACAUCUUGAACGACUGGGCCAGUCAUAUCAACUCACUCAUGAAGCUGGUCAACCACACAACGCAUUUAAUCAACAAAGAGCAAAUGGUCUACAUGCAUUUAAUGGCCUUGGGCUCAAAUGCAGCACCCCCUGCUGUCGAGUCGGCCUCAAACUAAUCACACGGCCUCCUUAAUGUAUCUAAUUUUCUUAACACCGAAGCAUUGAAAGCAUUUUUAUUUUGUAUAUUUUUAUCAUGCCAAUCUUUUGUAAUUAAUUUUAAGCUCAUUUCAUUUUAUUAACCGCCCUAAUCUAAUAUUUCAGAGUAAAAAAUUGUUUAUCUUUCAAUGAA